Camelina sativa (false flax) is the source of this 534-nucleotide messenger RNA. RefSeq lists its product as uncharacterized. The record is from RefSeq and is a predicted model, not a curated record. NCBI's taxonomy places the organism in Eukaryota, Viridiplantae, Streptophyta, Magnoliopsida, Brassicales, Brassicaceae.
AUGGGAGGAUUGACAGCAUGCAGAGAUUCCGUACGGUCAAUUCGUGACUACGUAAGGGCCAGCACAGCCGCGGUAUGGCCAGUUAAAGUCCCACCCUUCGUACCUCCGAUCACGUUCACUGCAGACGACUUGGAUAGAGUUAACUUUCCACACAACGACCCUCUCAUCAUCGAAUUACACGUUGGUGAGAGCGAAGUGACAAGGAUCAUGGUCGACACAGGAAGCUCCGUCAACGUUAUCUUCAGAGACGUCCUCGACAAAAUGGAGGUUAAUAACAGAGAAAUCAAACCAUCGAUCAGGCCACUCACUGGGUUCGACGGAAAUUACAUGAUGACGUCCGGCAUAAUCAAAUUGCCGAUCUACGUAUCUGGCGUACCUUCGUGGCACAAGUUUGUCGUGGUUGACAAACCAGCAGUCUAUAACAUCAUUCUCGGAUCCCCCUGGAUUCACAACAUGAAGGCCGUCCCGUCGACUUAUCAUCAGUGUGUUAAAUUCCCCUUGUCCGGCCAGAUAUUCACUAUCAAGGGCAAUUAA